Molecule: messenger RNA, 1703 nt
Organism: Hypomesus transpacificus
Lineage: Eukaryota; Metazoa; Chordata; Actinopteri; Osmeriformes; Osmeridae
Gene: psmd5
Product: proteasome 26S subunit, non-ATPase 5
Exons: 10
Coding region: 12-1526 (504 amino acids)
Biological process (GO): proteasome assembly
Cellular component (GO): cytosol
Source: RefSeq, a predicted model, not a curated record
CAAAGAGCAUCAUGGCUGCCUCCAUUGGAAGUUUGCUUGCAGAAAUUUCUGAUCUUGAAAAUCCAAUUGAAGAAUUGGAAGUUCUGAAAACGGCACUUUUAGCCAUCCCGUUGAACGCCCUCGGUGACACUGUCCGUGGACAGCGGCUAGAUGUUAUAUUUUCUCUUUUGAACACAAAUGACAGUGUGCAGAUUGAGCUGUGUGUGGAUAUCCUGGGUCGUGUCCUGCAGGCCCUCAGCCCCGUCCACCUCGUCCAGAACUGCCGGGAUGAACUCAAAAGCGGCUUGACCCACUCAGACGAUUCCGUCAAGAUACUUGCCCUGACACAGAUAAGCCGUAUAGUGAAGCACCCAGAAGCAGUCACAGAGGUCCUCAACAACCAUGACCUCCUGCGAGGGGUCAUCCACUGCAUCGAGGCAGAGAAGAUUUCUGUGGGCAAAGAGGCGAUCAAAGCCCUCACGCCUCUCAGUGAAUCCAAACCCGGCCUAGACGCACUUUUCCGCAGUGACCUCUUCAAAGAACUUAAGGAUGUGAUGGCCACCAGUGACAUCGUCAGGUACAGAAUCUAUGAGCUGGUAGUGGACCUCUCCUCGGUGUCAGCCAUCUCUCUGGGUUACUGUGCCAACAGUGGCUUCCUCUCCCAGCUGCUGGGAGAGCUGACUGGGGAUGAUGUACUGGUCAGGGCGACAGCAAUUGAGAUGGCAACCUCACUUGCCCACAGUCAACAUGGCCGCCAGUACCUGGCACAGCAGGGCAUCAUGGAUAAGAUCUCCAACAUGAUCAUAGGGGCUGACUCGGACCCCUUCUCCAGCUUCUACCUUCCUGGCUUGGUGAAGUUCUUUGGGAACCUGGCCAUCAUGGACAGCCCUCAGCAGGUGUGUGAGAGCUACCCUGCCUUCCAGAACAAGGUGUUUGAGAUGGCCCUGGACCCUGACCCCGUCAUGACCGGCGUGGCUCUGGACACGCUGGGCGUCCUGGGCUCCACUGUGGAGGGAAAGCAAGUCCUCGGGAAGACUGGUGAGAAGUUCAAGUCUGUGCUGUUGAGGAUGAGUCAGCUGGCCAGCAGCGGAGCCACAGAACUGAGAGUGCGCUGUCUGGAAGCCAUCUCCAUCCUGCUCACUCUGCAGACCGAGCAGCAGACCGAGGACCUGCUGCUUCUGACGGAGUCCUGGUUCCGUCUGCUGUCGGACCAGCCCAUCGACAUGAUCCGAAACAUCAGCACCCAGCCCUUCCCCGAACUGCACUGUGGCGCCCUCCGCAUCUUCACUGCCAUCGCCCACCAGCCGUGGGGUCAGAAAAUGAUGCUCAGCUCUCCGGGCUUCAUGGAGUACGUCGUCGACCGCUCCGCAGGCCCCACCAAGGAGGCCAAGGACGCCAAGUUCGAGCUGGUGGGGGCUCUGGUGGGCUCCUCGACGGCGGCCACCAUCUUGGGUAGCCAGCACUACCUCCGUCUGAAGACCUACCUCAGAGAGGGACCUUACCACGUCACGGCCAUUUCCAUUGUGGACACUGAAGGAGCGGAGUGAGGUCACGCGUGCAGCCAAUGUAGAACUCGAUACUCCAAACUACCCAGGACCAAUGGUGUUUAGAAAUCUUUGUCUCCGCAAUCCCAUCCUGACCUUAUUGGCUUGACUAAUGAAUUUCUUGUUUUUGUAUUUGCUAUGUUUUAUGUUAUUACAAGUAAAUAACUUUUUUCAUUGUCA